UUUUUUUACAAUGAUAAAAUGAACUCAAACAAGAAAAAUUGUGGUACAUUGAAAAUCGUGAUAAAAAAUAUAUAUUUUUUCGGGUGAUGUAUUUUAAGUUUUUGUUUGUAAAAUCAUUUUAAUUUGGCAUUUCUACUGUAUUAAAAGCGGGUACCAUUUGCUAAAUGAUAUUAUCGAGAUAGUGAUUGCAUAAAAAAUAGUGUGAUAAAAAGACAUUGCCGUCUUCAGUGCUGUGCUAGUGAUAUAAACGUCUCGCUGGAUUUGUUGAAAACAAAAACUGGAACGAGAACAUUGGAAACAUGUUUUGGAACACAGAGUACACUCCCUCACCACACAUUGACAAUCUGCUCUCGAAAGAGGAUGUGAAAAUUGAGGAGCUUCUAGAUGAUGAUGAGAUUUUACAAGAAUAUAAAUGGCAAAAUAAAAGGCUGGUUCAAUAUUUUCAUCGAGUGGAAAUUAUUGAGCAACUGGUAGAUUUUAUAAUAAAAGAGCCUCCGACCGAUGUUGCGGACGCAAUACGUUUCAAGUAUUCAAAUAUUGCCUGUGAAAUUUUAACAACAAAUAAAUCAGCUUUAUCUACACUAUUAAUUGAACAUCAAUAUUUAUUGCAAAAAUUGUAUGCCUUUUUGGAACAAAAGCCACCGUUAAAUCCACUGUUGGCAUCAUUUUUUAGUAAAACGUUCGGCAUGUUGAUAUCAAAGAAAGCGGAACAGGAUUGGUUCUCAUAUCAAUGCGUGUGUUUGCAAGUAUUAGAAUUUAUCAAAACUCGCGACGGUUUUUUACAAACCAUUUUUAAUCACUUUGGUACACCCGCUAUAAUGGAUUUGCUGUUCCAUAUUAUAACAAAUGUGGAAGGUGCCGACCUGAAGAAUAAUCUAUUCGGGUGGUUGAAGGAGCAAAACCUUAUACCUCGCAUGAUCAGUCUAUUGGGCACCGAUGACGAUCCCGAGAAACACAACAAUAUUUCCGAAUUUUUAUGCGAAAUCAUAUCAAACUCACGUUCGUUUCGUCGUAAUGAAAUCGAAGAGCACGGAAAAAUUCGUCCUGUCGAGGACAUUAGUCUGACUUUGUUACAAGUAUUAGAAGAUGAAGUGACCACACGGUCGCUGUUAGAUAUCAUAUUAUCAAAUGCACAAAGGGAGAGCUGUGUCGUAGCUGGAAUACGAAUUGUUAUGAAGCUGUUGGAAUUGGAGAAUUCACCGAAAACUAUUCAACCGGAUGAAACUGUUUUGAAGGUAGAGAAAGAGUACCACGAUGUAUACCUCGCUUCGUUGUUCCCAAUCAUUGCCUCAAGAAUCGAAGAGUUUCAUGACUUACUGAUCAACCCUCCUCAAUUCGUUUACUUGCAAUUUUUCCAGAAAAGUGAUAUUCGAAACACCGUUGAACUGCUAUCACCGCCUUUCGGUAACACAAGACUGCAAAUUUGUGUAAUGUUUGCUGCUUUGCUAAAAGAAGAUAAUCCAAUUUUUACACAAGCAAUAUGUCAUUCUGAGUUUUUCAAUACGUUGCUCAAGCUGUUUAAGCAAUACUGUUGGAAUAAUCUAUUGCACACUCAAGUGCUGAAUUGUGUUUGCGCCGUCUUUCCGAUACUCAGUCCGUACGAAACGAUUACUAGAGAUUUGCCAGUUUCUGCCUUACAAUCACAUGUUGUAGAUAACUGUAAAUUAGUGACGAAGCUAAUUGAUUGUUGGAUGCAUAACAAAAAUGAAGUGGCUUCACCCGAGAAAAAAGGUCGCAGACUCGGCUAUAUGGGACAUCUUAUCGACAUGUUGAACAAUAUUGUUGAAAUUUCGAAAAAUUCAACCGAACUUGAUGCCUUAUUGAAUUCGAGUAUGGAUGCGGAAACGAGAUCAAAUUUUGAAAUGGUUUUGAACGAAAUGGAUGUUCAGUUGACGUCGCAACGGCGAUAUUUGGCUGACAUUGAUCCGUACACUGAUCCGUACCAAAAUUUGAAAGACGACCACUACACCGACUACACAAAUUUUGAUGAACCGGUCAACGACAACAAAAUCAGAGACGAAAUGCAGAUUCUAUUUCCGGAUUCGUGGAGCGGAGAGAGUUCCUUGAAUUCCGGUGAUUAUCAAGAUGAUCAAAAAAUGAGCGACGACGUAUGGGACUGGUUAUCAGACAGUGGCCAAAAAUCGACAUCGAAUGUGAAUUCAAAUUUCGACGACUUCUUUGCCGACUUUGAAUCCCAUUUCGCGAAUCCAUUGACCGAAAAUGAUGAUGCGGACGAUGUGAAUAAGUUCCCGCUGAACGAUUUUAAUUCGAAAUCGGAUGACUUUGGACCGCUGUGUACGUUCGGCGCUAGCGAUAAUAAUGCUAAUUUAUGGACGCAUCUGGAAAAUCAAGGAGAGCAAAAUUGCCUAACGAAAAAUGAAUCAUUUUCAAAUGCGUCGAUUGAUGACGCUGUUUUUGACUCCCAAUCAUCGAAUACGGAAUCCCAAGCAAUAAUUAACUCAACAGUGCCAGUAACUAAUAAUGAUGGAUCGGUUCUGACCGAUUUCGUCAACAAUAGCAACGAUCAGCAAGUACCAAAUACAGAUGCGACAACGGACGUUUCGCAAAAUACGACCAGAGAGGAAAUUUCAUGUAAUCAACCGAAUGACCCGCGCUAUACAUUUGAUGGAGACAUAACAACGACAUUAUCAAGUUUGUCAUUGAAUGAUUUGAAUGAUUCAACUUCGCCACAAGAUCAUAAAACUGCUUAGGUAGCAUUUUCAAUUUUGAUUUCGUUUAUUAUUUUUUAAGUUAACUUGCACAAUAAGUCUCUGAAUAUUUUUGUAAGAGAAACUUAAUACGAAAACUAUAAAAACAAUUUGUAGUCAUACAACUAUCCGGUUAAACAAAAUCCAUAGAGCAAUAUUAUAAACUCAUUUUCAUGAAAAUUCACAACAAAACAAAGAAUUAAUCGAAUAAACAAUCCGAAACACACCAUUUUUUUUGGUAUAAGAACAAUUUCAAACUUGAAAGACCAAUUUUUUCAGUGUAGUGGCAAAGAAAUUAGAAAUUUUUUUUAAAGUGAGACACGGUACACAGUAAAAUGAUCUCAUGAAACUGCUCAGGUUUGUAAUAAAAAAGAAUAAAAA
Bradysia coprophila is the source of this 3089-nucleotide messenger RNA. It is a transcript of the gene fmt, whose product is annotated as phosphatase 6 regulatory subunit 1-like protein fmt. Gene Ontology annotation, molecular function: protein phosphatase regulator activity; protein phosphatase binding. Lineage: Eukaryota; Metazoa; Arthropoda; Insecta; Diptera; Sciaridae. Gene Ontology annotation, cellular component: cytosol; nucleus. The record is from RefSeq and is a predicted model, not a curated record.